Gastrolobium bilobum is the source of this 908-nucleotide messenger RNA. RefSeq names its product cold-regulated 413 plasma membrane protein 1. The transcript has 4 exons. NCBI's taxonomy places the organism in Eukaryota, Viridiplantae, Streptophyta, Magnoliopsida, Fabales, Fabaceae. Bases 53 to 649 code for a protein of 198 amino acids. The record is from RefSeq and is a predicted model, not a curated record. Gene Ontology annotation, cellular component: membrane.
UCGCUGUUUCAUUCUGUCACUGUUUUUCCUGCUUCUGAGAGUUUGGAAGAAAAUGUUUAAGAGGAUGGAUUUUCAAGAAGAAGCUGCUCAAUUGAUCAACUCUGAUUUCAGGGACCUGAGUCUAGCUGCUAAUAAAUUGGCCCAACAUGCCAUUAAACUUGGUGGCAUAGGCUUUGGAGCCUCUAUUUUCGGAUUGAUUGCUGCCAUUGCUGCUAUUUAUUUGUUGAUUUUGGAUCGUACAAACUGGAAGACAAACAUUCUUACAUCACUACUCAUUCCAUACAUUUUCUUCAGCUUGCCUUCAAUAAUUUUCAAUGUCUUCAGGGGAGAGAUUGGAAAAUGGAUUGCUUUUGUUGCAGUUGUGUUACGGCUUUUCUUUCCUAAACACUUUCCUGAUUGGCUGGAAUUACCUGGUGCUUUGAUUCUUCUUAUGGUUGUAGCUCCAUCUCUAAUUGCAAGCACCUUUAGAGACAACAUUGUUGGGGUGGUAGUGUGCCUUAUAAUUGCAUGUUAUUUGCUGCAAGAACACAUUCGGGCAUCUGGUGGUUUUAGAAACUCCUUCACUAGAGCUCAUGGCAUAUCAAAUUCCAUUGGCAUAAUCGUUCUCUUAGUCUAUCCCAUAUGGGCGUUGGUGGUCAUACUUCUUUAGGCACCAACUCUUGGACUUGGUUGAUAUGUGUGAAUUAGACCAAUUGCCUUUUGUAUCAUUCAUUUAUUGGAUGUAUCUAGCAAUACUCUGCCAUUGCUUCAUGACCUAUGUCUUAUUGUUUGCAUGUUUUAAAUUGUCAAAUCAAAUCUCAUUGAAAGACUUUUUUGGCUUCAUUGAAUGUAAAAAAUAAAAUGAUAAAAGAGGAUUGAUGUAGUAUAUAUAUUUCUAGCUUCUUGUGUAUUCACAUAUCAAACGUGAU